Neoarius graeffei (lesser salmon catfish) is the source of this 2141-nucleotide messenger RNA. RefSeq names its product crumbs homolog 3a (gene crb3a). NCBI's taxonomy places the organism in Eukaryota, Metazoa, Chordata, Actinopteri, Siluriformes, Ariidae. The transcript has 4 exons. The coding region runs from base 610 to 954 and encodes 114 amino acids. The record is from RefSeq and is a predicted model, not a curated record.
GGAAUUUAGGAGGAAGACAGCAGACCGCAAUAAAGCUGCAGUGACUGAUCCAGUGAUCCCGACAUGGCUGCUUCACAAUAAUAAUAACAAGGAGAAGAAGAAGAAGAGGACUAAGCCAAACCCAGAAACACGGGAUUUGACGCAUAACGGCGGCGGGGAGGGAGGGAGAGGGGGGUUUGUUCCGGGCGCGCACGCAGUGACAGUCACGGGCUUUAAGGUGAAGCGGAAGCGACCUGCGCGCUGGGCAGAUCUGAUGGAGCUCCGCGUUUGAUCUCACCGGAAACGCCCGAGUGUGAGCACGAGCGGAAGGUAAAGAUCUCAUACACCACUGGAACCUCACCUCUGUCUGAGGGCUCGAGCCCCUUCAGUGGAUCCACACACCGCAGCUGAAGAUCUGAGGGACCGAACUCAUCCCCAAUACCGAAGUGCGCUUUGAAGUGCACUAGAGGAACCUGCACGCGCCGCAAUUUAUAGGCGACGCUUUCAAACCAGUUACGUCGAGAUUGCAGCCGCUGCUGUACUGAUAAUCAGCCCCGGCAUGGUUUUCUCCUCACUGCUAUCCUGAGCCUUGUGAGGCUCGGGGGUGUGUCAGAGGCUCGGAGUUUCGGCAUGUCAGAGGGUCCAGGCACACUGGAGCGCACCAUGCUGCAGACGGGAUUCACGACGGGCAGCGAUCUACUUCGGAAUCUCAGAACCGAGAAUGGCAGUAUGCAUACCACCACUGACAUUCCAACCACUGCACCUCAGGCACCCAACAUCGUGGCGAUCGUUGUGCCAAUAGUGGUAAUCCUGGGGCUCAUAUUGAUAGGAGUGCUGGUCUUCUUGUUCUUCAUGGUGAGGAAGAAGAGGCAGACGGAGGGAACGUACAGGCCGAGCGCUGAGGAGCAGACGGGUGCACGCAGCGUCGAGGCACCGAACGCCCUCAAACUGCCCAAAGAAGAGAGACUCAUCUAACACACACUCGGUGCUGCCAGGACGUGGUGUCGAAUGCACCAAACAUUUCACUAAACGAGUCUGAUUUCUUUCAACGCCUGAAGCUGUUGCUUGUUUUUGUUGCUACACUAAAGGCUCAUGAUGAGGAUCUCCGUCAAAAAAACACGCCCAUCGUUCUUUCCUGUGAUGCACUACAAAGAAAAGAGCUGCAGCGAGACGUCGUCGAGUCGUCUAACACCUGGUUUCAUUGGUUCCUGAACUGAAAACCAAGACCUGAUCUUCCCUACUAGCUUGAGGUGUGAUUACUUUUGGAUUUUUUUUCAGACAAGACUUUUUUUCCUGUUUUUGUUCGUGAAGUCUUGCUUUUGUCUGCUGCUCUACUCGUAUGCUGUUAUUCAAAGACAAUUUAAAAAAUUUUUUUUUUAGAUUUUUUUUAGCUUUAUUAUUGGAUAGGACCGUGUAGAGACAGGAAAUGAGCAGGAGAGAGAGACGGGGAGGGAUCGGGAAAUGACCUCGGGUCGGAAUCAAACCCGGGUCCCUGGAUUUAUGGUAUGGCGCCUUAUCCACCUGAGCUACGAUGCCCCCCCCAAAAAAAAUGUUUUUAAAAGAUUAUACUGUAUCAACGUUGAUCCAGAUAUCUUUUUUUUUUUUUUAAAUGUUUUUAGGUUAGUUAAAACUGAAACCACUAGGAUUCACCACGCGUGAUUUUUAUUUACCUCACAUUUUAUUAUUCAUGAGAAUUCACACACCUGAUUUUCAAGAAAUAUCCACAGUGGAACAAUCGCACUUGUUUUAAUCAAAUUCAUGAUGAAUGUAUUCGUGAUGUACUUUAAACAAAAAAAAAAACCACACACGCAAAUCAACGUUAGCAUUAAUGAUCAUCUUUUGGACCUGAAGAUCAAGUUGUGUAAAGGAUAGAUUUGGUUUUCAAUUUCAUCCCUUGUAUCUGAUCCUUUCACUGUGGUUAUGUACACACAAAGCAUGGACUUUCAAACAAAGGAUGAACGCUUGAGUACAUCUCGAACUCCAUCUCUAAACAUGCAGAACUGAUGGAGAGAUAGAGAAGAAAACCAAAUAUGAGCUGAUCCUGCUGGUUAAACGCAGCAUAAACACGGCAUACGGCAUUUCAAGGAGAGAAGCUUUAUAGUUGUAUGUAUGACUUUGUACACUGACAAAGAAAACAGAUAUUAAAUUAUAAUUUAAUAAGA